UACGCGAUGGCCGCUCGUUUAACAUUAUUUUGUUUUAGGACAUAAACAAAUAUUUCGUGAAAUAUUACGCUUUGUAUGGUAACUACACAGCACCGGGAAAGUAUCGACAUUGUUAUAACUGAGCUAUUGUGCCCACUGGCAAAAACGGAGUUACCUUUUCAGUUUGGUACUCAGUGUUUUUCCCCGUUCGUCCUAGGCCUAGCUUCACUUGAGCGGCGGGUUGGUAGUUUCGGAUGAAGCGGGCAAUCGGUUUGAAAGAGGCAGGUUCGGUUAGGCUAGUGAAUGACGUUUAGCAAGCUAACUUAGGUCGAUCUUUGCAUCGUUGUAUAGAAAUAAUAUUUUGAAUAACCACUUUCAAAUGUAUGAAACUUAACUAGCUAGUUGGGAUUUGAAUAGCUAGCUAGGUAACAAGCUAACUUGUUAAAUGAAACUGAGUAUGGUAGCAGCUAACGCUAGCUACACAUGCUAAUCUAGUUUAGAUAUAGCUAGUUAGUCAAGGUGAUACGAGGUAUAUAACUAACGUUACAAUAAGCUACCGUAGUUAUCUAAAUCAUAACUAGUGGGUUGAAAAUAGUGUAAUCCUAUCAAAACACAGCUAGUUAGCGUGUGACGUUGUCAUUGUUUUGACAGCAGCACCAGGCUGGAGCGAGUUUACAGUAUGCCAGAGGUAGGUUACCAUGACAAGAACUGACGUUUGACGCUACAUUUAUGUGAGCUGUUUUAUCAAAGAAGGUUUUCUAAAACAUGGUUUAUUUAACCAAAUACGAGUAUGUAGCUAGCAUCAUGUAUACUUGUGCCUGUUAUGAGGAUACAAAAUUAUGGUAACGUUAGUGACAAAACACUUAAUUCAGUUGCAUCUCCCACUUCACUCUUCCAGUUAUAGCAUGGAUCCAGACAGUGAGCCGGAUACACAACGAGCUCUCAGUUUGCAAUGGAAGAGCUAUAAGCUCGUCCAAGACCCAUCCAUCCGGAGGGUUAACAACAAAAUAUACCGAUAUGACGGGGUGCAUUUCAGUGUGCCGGACUCGGGGUUCCCCCCAGUGGGAGAUUUGCGGGACCCUCGACCUCGUAGAAUCUGGUCCAGGCACACAGAGAUGGCCCUGCCAGUGCCCAAGUUCAAACUGGAUGAGUUCUACGUGGGCCCCAUUCCCCUCAAGGAGGUGACCUUCGCUCGCCUCAAUGACAACAUCAAGGAACCCUUCCUGGCCGAGAUGUGCGCAAAGUUUGGAGAGGUGGAGGAGAUGGAGAUAUUGUUUCACCCUAAGACCCGUAAGCACCUGGGCCUGGCCCGCGUGCUCUUCACCAGCACCAGGGGUGCGAAGGACACGGUCAAACACCUGCACAACACCUCCGUCAUGGGUAACAUCAUUCACGCUCAGCUGGACAUCAAAGGCCAGCAGAGGCAGAAGUAUUAUGACCUGAUAGUGAGUGGCUCCUACACGCCCCAGACUGUGCCCACAGGAGGCAAGGCCCUGACAGAGCGGUUCCAGCUCCCAGCGCCAACACAGCCAGACACGUCGUCAGAUAUCAGGCGGAGACUGUCCUCUGAGAUAGCUGGCCUGGCUGUGGGCUUGGCUGCAGGGGUACCGGCUCUCACCCCUGGGAGCACCACCCCCUGCUCUGUGGACACAGGCUUCAGUGAGCAGCGUCUAGACACGACCCCCUCCUCUAUGGGGGGGCCCUACACCCCAGGCUCCUCCGCUUCCUCGCAGGGAGGAGGAACGCCCUACACCCCUCGCUCUGUCUCACAGGACUCUGGCUACGCUGUUGCCAGACAAGUUGGAUACAGUGCUGGCCCAUUGACCAGUGGCUACCCUCCCCAGGACAUGCUUCCGUCCUCCUCCUGCUCCUCCUCUACCGUCUCCUCCUCAGUCGGGACAUACAAAGCUCCCCGGUACUCGGAGGACCCCCAUGCACCUCCUCAAGACCCCUACCAAAGGUGUCGCCCCACAUACCCCCCUACUGGCCCUUUCCGUCCUAACGAGCCCCCGCUCUACCCCACAUACCCAAACGCUGGAGGGGCUGGACAGCACAUGGCACACCACCCUGCAAUGCCUCCCCCACCUCCUGCACCCCAGUACGAGCAGCCUUCUUUGGCAGACCGGGACAGAGAGAGGGACAGAGAGCGGGACAGGGACUCAGGAGGGCGGUACGGUGCCGGUGGGAUUGGCUCUAGAAGGUCAUCUUACCAGGAGGCCAACUCUUCCUCCAAGUAUUCCCACCACUCGCAUCACUCAGAAAGGGAGAGGGGCUACAGACGGGACAGCCUGGGCUCCAGAGAACACGGCAGACACCGUAACCACCACUCACACAAUCACAGCAGCAGUAGUAGUAGCAGCAGCAGGCGACGGAGCAGCCACGACCGAGACAGCAGGGAGAGGGACAGAGACAGCGACUACUCAAACAGCUCCGACCCCAGAUUCAACUCCAACUCCCACCGCUCCUCCUCCAACAGCCUGUCCCCGCCUCCAUCUGCCUACCCCUCCUACUCUUCCUCCAAAGACCAACCCCCUCCCCACAACCCCUCUGUCUCCUCCCGCCUAGAGCCCUCCUCAGUGUAUCGUGCCCAGCCUAGUGGUGGUGGUUCUGGGGAGAGGGGGUCUGUGUCUGACAAGGACCCCCGAUCCCACCACACCCCUCUGCCGCCCCCUCCACCACCUCCCCUCCCCCCUGCCUCUGUGAUAGCAGCGGCUGUAGCAGAGACGCUCAGCGCCCUUGACUUUGGCCAGGAGAGCCCAGUCAGAGAGGAGACGUGGACCAAGCCCAAACGCCGGCCCACCACCCCACCUCCCCCUCCUCAGCAUCCCUCCACCCCUCCCUCUUCUCCACCCCACUCCUCCAUCGCUUCCUCCUCCACUUCACCCUCUUCCACCUCCCUCCCACACCAUCUCCCCUCCUCCACUUCCCUCUCCCCACCCCCCCAGCGAGACUCCUCCUCACCGGAGCCAGAUUCCACCAAUGAGAGCCUGCCAUUUGUCUACCAUAGCAGCAGCUUAGACUCUCGUAUUGAGAUGCUCCUGAAAGAGCAGAAAGCUAAGUUCUCCUUCCUGCCCUCUGAUGAAGAUGAGGAAGAGGACAGGAAGGAAGAAAGGCAGAGAGAGAAGGUGGCAGCAGCAGGAGAGGGAGGAGCAGCAGGCGAGGGCAGGAGCAAUAAGCAGAGGGAGCAGGAUGGGGAGAAAGACAGGCGGAGGAGACAAGGAGGAGAUGGAGGCCAGCAGAGGAGGAAAGGAGAGAGGGAUAGAGACGGCCGUAGAGGGAGGAAGCAGAGAACGGGGGGAGAGGGGAGGAAGAGUCCCACUGUAGUAGCACAAGCUACCCCCUCCUCCUCCACCUUCUCUCCCCGCGUCCCCACCACAGAUGACCAUACUAGUCUCCAUGGAACAGGACCUCUGCAGGAGGAGACAGCCCAACCUGAGCCUAUUGAUCCAAGGACCAGACAAGGGGCACAGACACCCCCCUACAACGGAAAGAGUCAGUCAUCCCCUCAUUCCUCUGGGGAAGACAUGGAGAUCUCCGACGAGGAUGAAGAACACACCAUUACAGCAGUGACCACCCACCACGCCACUCCUUCCUCCGUCUCUUCUCCAUCUUCAUCCCAGGCCCCCCUGCCCUCCCAGACAGACCCCUCUGCCUCCCCCUCUGACCCCACACAGCACUUUGGCACGUCCAUGCCUGCUCCACCCAUCCCCUCUUACCCCCCUCACCUCCCUCCCCCGGGAUUUUCCCUGCAGCCCCCUCCACCCCCCUGCAUCCCCCCACCACUGGGCCACAUGGAGCUGCACUCUGAGUACCCUCCUCCCAUGCCCCCACACAUGUAUGACUAUGCCAGCAGUAUGGAGCUGAUGAACCAGUACAGUGGCGGAGCCCCCAUGUCCUUCCAGAUGCAGACCCAGAUGCUGAGUCGGCUGCACCAGCUGAGGAUGUCCUCUAAUGGCACCGCUGCCCCUGGCGACGCCCCCCCUUCAGACUACUACCACUCCAUGCCCCCUCCCCCACACCCCCACCACCCCUACAUGGACCAAGAAGGGGGUGGCUACGACCAGGACCAGCACUACAUGUCCCCCCACUUGCCCUACGCCUACCCUGGCCCCUCUCAGAUGCCCCACCACCACGCCAUCCCCCCUCCACACACGGGCUGGGCCCCGCAUGUCUUACCCGAACACUACGCGUACCACACCCCUCCGCCCUAUGGGACUAUGCCUCCUGUGGGGGGAGAGGCUCAGUACGGGGCGGAGGGGGACCCCCAAAUGCCCCUGCUAACAGAGAACCCCCACGAGGCCACAGUGCAGCUGGUGCUGGCCACCCUCAUCCAGGAGAUGAAGAGCAUCAUGCAGAGGGACCUCAACCGCAAGAUGGUGGAGAACAUCGCCUUUGGAACCUUUGACGAGUGGUGGGAGCGCAAGGAAACCAAAGCCAAGCCGUUCCAGACCAUGGUUCGGGGUGUGGCUGCAGUGAGGGACGAGGACAAGAAGGAGGAGAACAAGGCCAGCAGCAAGCCCCGGGAGCCCCUCAUGUCUCUGGUGGACUGGGCCAAGAGUGGAGGAAUGGAAGGCUUCUCACUGAGAGGGGCGCUACGACUUCCCUCAUUCAAGGUGAAGAGGAAAGAACCUCUGGAGCUAGCAGAGGUAGGAGAGAUGAAGAGACCCAAGACACCGACAGAGGAUGACGACGAAGACUUGUAUCAUGACAAGGGUCUAGAGGGAAGAAUGGCAGAUGGGGAGGGCCACAGGGCUGAGAGGAACAGCAGGCGGAGGAAGAAGAAGACGAGAAGUCGGAAACCUUGGGACCUGGACAGUGAAGGAGAAGAGACUUCUGACGGUUCUUCUUCAGAUAAGGAGGACGAGGAGGAGGGAAGUGACAAGGGGUCAGAAGAUGAGGCCUUGAGUGCAGACAGCGAUGAUGAGAGCCUCUCCUCAUCCACAGAGAGUUCUUCCUCCUCAACAUCAUCAUCAUCCUCUUCCUCUGAAGAUGAGGAGGAAGGAGAGCAGGCCGGCAGUGGACUGGACACCAUGGAUGAGUCUACGAUGGACAGCACAGCUCUGGACACAGAGAAGGGGGAUGACCGAGAAAAGUCUGCAGCUGCUGUUCCAAAAGCACCGCUCAGCGCCGAGAUCAAAGCUGAAAUUGCUGCCAGCAAGAAGGAUUCAUCAACACUCAGCUCAAACGCUCGUCCUCCAGCCCCCCGCCCCUCCUCCCCAAUUGUUAUUGUGCCUCCUCUCAAGAAGCAAAGGAAGACCGUCUCGUUCUCUUCCGGGGAGAGCGACUACAAACCCCACCUUCCAACGGUUCCCUUGUCCCCAUCUCCCUCCACUGCUUCUCCUCUCUUCUCCCACAUGAAAUCUCACCUUCCAGACUCCAUUUUCAUCGCCUCCACACCUGGAACCACCCCCUCCAAGACUCUCUCACUCCUCCCCUUUGCCUCCAAACCAGGCGAAGGCAAUGCCCUCUCUCCCUCCCCUGUUCUCACUGUUCCCUCGCCUGUACGCCCCGAAGACUCAAUAAAGAGCCCUGUCCCUCUGGUGUCCCCCCCAAUCACCCCCACCAAGUCCCCCAACAAACGGGGGGCCUCCCCCAAAUCCCCCGCUCCAGUGUGGGUGUGUCGCACCGUGCAGAACCUCCCCCUGGACCACGCCUCCAUGGUCAAGAUGGCCUUCGAGGAGGCCCCGCCCCCUGUCACAAAGGGCCGAGGCAGGGGACGCCCCAGGACUGUCAGCCUGUCGACCCCCACCUCGACCCCCUCCUUCCACACCCUCAGAGAGGAGGAGGAGGAGGGGGAGGGACUGCAGAGGCUGAGACUCAGUGAGCAGCUGGGAGCAUCCAGCCUGCUACAACUGGGCUCGGCCCCCACAUCUGAUCUGUCUGAUAUGGCCCUGAAGCUGGACCCAGACGCUGGAGACUCAGAGGAGACGGAGACGUCAGACGAGGCAGAGGAGCAGAAGGUGGAGGAGGAGAUGCUCCUCUCUCCCAAAGCCCUCCCCCUGGUUAUGGACCCACAGGCCCUGUCUGCCCUGCAGGAGCACAACUAUUCCAAAGCCCCCUUCCACCUCAUCCCUGCCCAAAAGAGGAGUGUCUCCAAACAGGAGCCUGGGGUGCUCCUCCCUGCAGACUUCAACCAUCACACCAUCUCUGGGGUGCUGGAAGCUCCUGAGGAGGUCAUAGGGGAACCCCUGCCCUCUAGGGACAGACACCAGGCUGAGUGUCUGUCUGGCAUGGGGCUGCUGUUUGAGGAUAGAGACAUGGCCAAGGCCUCUGUGCUGACACCUCUCACCCCAUCAGCCAAGAGGAAGGGAAUGGUGGCGAGGGGCAGGGAACUGGAGGAGAUGGGGAAAGAGAAGAACAAGAAGAGGAGGAGGAAAGAUAAGGAAAAUCUGGAGUUGCAGCAAACGAAAAAGCAGAAGGAACAUCAGACCAAGAAACAGAAGAAGAAACUAGAGGAGGUGGACCUGGAGGAGGAUGUGGACGUGGAGCAGCUGGAACCGGGUGAGCUGUCUAACACAGAGGACGAGGAAGAGGAAGAGUGGGACGAUGUGAGGAAGAGCGAGCGCCUCUUCCUCCAGGAGGCCGGGUUGACUUCGUCGCAGCGUUGGCCCAAGCCCAUCCCUGCCCCGGAGCCCAUCACGUUUGACCAGCGCAGCGAGUUUGAGCAGAUGACCAUCCUGUAUGACAUCUGGAACUCUGGUCUAGACAUGGAGGACAUGACACUGCUGAAGACGACCUACGAGAAGCUGCUGCAGGACGACCACAGCACCGACUGGCUCAACGACACACACUGGGUCCACCACACUGUUACCAACAUCCCCAACCCGCGGCGUAAGAAGAAGAGUGCAGACGGGCAGCUGCGGGAGCACGUGACAGGCUGUGCCAGGAGCGAGGGCUACUACGCCAUCAGCAGGAAGGAGAAGGAUGUCUACCUGGAUCUGGAACUGCCUGAGCAGGCCCUACUGGAGGCUGCCGACUACGACGCCUCUGGCUCAAACCGGCUGCUGUCCGAGAGACGGUCGGAGCAGCGCCGCCUCCUCAGUGCCAUAGGCAUCCCUGCAGUCAUGGACUCUGACCUGCUCAAACUCAAUCAGCUCAAGUUCCGUAAGAAGAAGCUUCGAUUUGGCCGCAGUAGGAUCCAUGAAUGGGGCCUGUUCACCAUGGAACCCAUUGCUGCUGACGAGAUGGUCAUUGAGUAUGUGGGCCAGAAUAUCAGACAGAUGGUGGCUGACAACAGAGAGAAGCGUUAUGCCCAGCAGGGCAUUGGGAGCAGCUACCUGUUCAGAGUGGACCACGACACCAUCAUUGAUGCUACCAAGUUAGGAAACCUGGCACGCUUCAUCAACCACUGCUGCACUCCUAACUGCUAUGCAAAGGUGAUCACCAUAGAAUCCCAGAAGAAGAUUGUGAUCUACUCCAAGCAAGCCAUUGGCAUGAAUGAAGAGAUUACCUACGACUACAAGUUCCCUCUAGAGGAAAAUAAGAUUCCCUGUCUGUGUGGAACAGAGAACUGCCGUGGGACGCUCAACUAGAUACAACAGCAUGACCACUCUCACACUGAGGUGUGGCAGUGCCCCGUUUCAGUCCCUCCUGUCCCCCUUCCACAACCCCCGACUAUAACCAAGAACAAAGCCACACCCACCACCAACAGCCCCCCUCCUGACCCCAAAGCCCACCUGCUCCUCCAGACUGUCAAACAGUUGUCUGUACCAUAUCCAGAAAACAGAGAGACAUGCAACGUUUGCACUGUUCACACGCUUUAAUUUACCUGGGGUUAUGUUUUAUUAUCUUAGGGGCUGUGAUACUCUCCUUCCCAGGGGUGUGAUUAAUAAUCGGGCCCCCUCUUCUGUACCCCAAACCCCUGAAAUGCAGCAUCAGUCUCCGCUGUAGCAGGAUUUAAUAACUUAGGACCACUUGUUCCCAUUCGGUCAAGGGUGGACAUUUUUUACCCCCCUGCCAACAGCCUUUCCUUGGAAUAGAGAAUGUAACUGUAACCUAUCAGAACUGGUUUUGUGUGUCUUGUCUGCCUCCGCACAGAUAAGCUCCCGCUAACCCAAACCCUCUGCCCACACACACCAAUCCGCACAUAGACGCACAGGAUUUACAAACAUAUUCAGGGUUUUAAAGGCGCUCGUUCGCAGCGCAGUUUUAGUUACACACUCUAAUCCAUUGGGACUUCAGUUAUGCAAGAUUUCCAAACAUGAAGAUUGUUUGAGCUUUGUCAUUUUAUAGUAUUGCAUAUUCUUAUUCUUGUUCUGAUUUAGUUGCGUGAGCUGUAGGUGGGUGUGUGACUCUCCCCUCACCAGUUUGUUUGGAUGAGAGACCAUAGACUUAAAUAUUUGUUUUUCACCAUGCUAAAUAAGAACAAAUCAUUUGUAGAUCAAAUAGUGUGUGACGUCACAUCAGUUUAUCUUUAAAGCUUAAGAUGGCUGCUGAGUUUUAGUCUGCAGGUUUAUCUCAAUUUGGAAUGCAUUGUUUGUUCCUUUUACGUUCUCCUUUCCCCAUUGUGAUGUUGUCCCUCCUCACGUUAGGAAGCAGAGAAAGGACCUGACCCGUGUGUAUCUGUGUUAAGAGAAUGUAUUCUUACGGGAGCGAGUAAGUUUUUAUUCCUGUCGUGUGAAUGUGCUCUCACUGUCAAUUAGUAGUUUUGUGCUAUUGAACAACCUGCAAAUGUCAGGUUGUCUGCGCUUUUUGUAUGACAUGGUCAAGGCACACUGUCAGGAAAACUGUUUCUAUGAAAUCUCCCUUAUUUGGCAAACCAUUAGACAAAUCUGUUCAAAAAAUGUUUUUAAUUUAAAUGUAACCUUUAUUUAACUAGGCAAGUCAGUUAAGAACAAAUUCUUAUUUACAAUGAUGGCCUACCCGGAUGACGCUGGGCCAAUUGUGCGCCACCCUAUGGGACUCCCAAUCACGGCCGGAUGUGAUACAGCCUGUAAUCGAACCAGGGACUGUAGUGACGCCUCUUGCACUGACAUGCAGUGCCUUGCGCCACUCGGGAGCCCGAACAUAACUCUGCCCCAUUGACCCCUAUACAAGUGUUGAGGUCUGUGUAUGUUGGACUUUGUCAUUGAGUGUGUGUUCUGAAUGGUUUUAAAGGGUGAACUUAUGUGUAGAUCAGAUCUGGUAAAUCUAGUUAAGUAGAUCUCGAGGGGUCAUUUUUCACUGUUAUCCAUGCUCUCUCAACUCAAGCAGUGCUGUCCCAAGUUUAAUCUUUGAUUGAGGUGUUUUAAAUGUCACAAGGCCCCUCCGUGUUCUGUUCCUUCCAGAGCAGAAAAGUAAUCUAUAUUUCUUGUUGCAACAGGCGCUUUUCAGUACAAACCAACCCUCUAACUUUAAAAUAAAAAGAUGGAAAAAAAGUUCUGACAAAUGUACAUAUUGUAGAGGUGUUUGUUUCUCGUAGAAACACACUGGUUCCAGUCUGUAAAUACGUUGUUCCUCUCCUACUUCCCAUGAGGAAAACUGUACAUACCUUCCAUUGUUAUUUUUUGUUUUUCCUUUUAAUUUGAUUUUAAUAUUAUUUGCAAUAUUUCUCUUGUAUUAAUGCGUUGGACUCUUUUAUUAAUGGUGCAUUAAAAUAUUUUUUAAGAAAA
Molecule: messenger RNA, 9569 nt
Organism: Salvelinus fontinalis (brook trout)
Lineage: Eukaryota; Metazoa; Chordata; Actinopteri; Salmoniformes; Salmonidae
Product: histone-lysine N-methyltransferase SETD1A-like
Exons: 20
Coding region: 819-7511 (2230 amino acids)
Cellular component (GO): Set1C/COMPASS complex
Molecular function (GO): histone H3K4 methyltransferase activity; protein binding; RNA binding
Source: RefSeq, a predicted model, not a curated record